AUGACUGAAGUCGGACGCAAACGUGUUGCCAUCGAGGAAGAUGAUAUGGUCCGGGUCAAUAGCAUGGAUCGCCUUGAUACACCUAUCGUACCAGAGUUGGAGGCGUCCAGAUGGCACGGUCUUGGAAAUCUUUGUGUACCCAGAAACUGGCAACGCGCGAAUGAUGCGAAUGAAGCCGAGUAUUGGUCUUCCCUUCCCAGUCAUAUUCGGUCCUUUGUCGAGACUACGUACCAUCAGGGAGUUGCCUUGAACCCGCAAGAGAUGGCAAAGUCGCAAGCAAUGCUCGACCUUGCCCAUGCUAUGGUUGACGAGGCAGCUGGAGGGGCCUUAGGCUUU
Molecule: messenger RNA, 336 nt
Organism: Acaulospora colombiana
Lineage: Eukaryota; Fungi; Glomeromycota; Glomeromycetes; Diversisporales; Acaulosporaceae
Source: the annotation of a GenBank genome assembly